AUGGAACCUCACGAGCAGCUCUUGGACUGGGCAACCCAGCAGGGCGUUCAGCUCAACGGCAUCGCUCCUCAGCGCAUCCCCGGCCGCGGCAUUGGCCUCCUAGCCACGCGGGCAAUCAAGCCAGAAGAGAUCGCGCUCGAAGUGCCAACACGGUGUCUCCGGAGCAUAUCCACCGUACCCAAGGCCAUAACCCGCAAGCUACCAAACACAAUCACAGUGCAUGGCCUGCUCGCAGCGGACCUAGCAUUGGACAAGACUGCAAAGUACGAUCUAUGGAACGCGGUCUGCCCGAGCCCGGAUGAUCUCACCUCCAUGCCCCUAGUCUGGCCCGCGGAACUGCAGGCGCUGCUCCCACAAGCAGCACGCGAGCUGCUGUCAAAGCAGCAGGCCAAGUUUGUCCGGGAUUGGUCCGCUGUCUCCGAAGCAUACCCGAACCUCGAGGAGACGGGCUACAGAUACGCCUGGAUGCUGGUCAAUACGCGGACGUUCUACUACCUGAACUCCAAGCUCGAGAAGCGCGGCAAGGACGACCAUAUGUGUCUGCAGCCCGUGGCCGACUUGUUUAAUCACGGGGACGAGGGUUGCAAUGUGUCAUUCGACACACAUGGCUUCGCUAUCAAGGCUCUGCAGCCGUACGCCCAGGGUGAUGAGGUCAAGAUCUGCUACGGUAGACACAGCGGAGAUUUCCUGCUGGUCGAGUAUGGCUUUGUGAUGGAUGAUAACCGCUGGGACGAGGUCGUGCUUGAUGAUGUCGUGCUCCCGAGACUGAGCUGGCGGCAGAAGCAGAGGCUCGAGGAGGUAGGUUUCCUGGGCAAGUACAUCCUUGAUCGGGAAACCGUCUGCUACAGGACGCAAGUCGCCCUGAGGCUUCUGUGUUGUGGGAUUAGGGAGUGGAAGAGGUUCGUGGAUGGGAUCGAUGAUGGUGAGGCAAGUCAGGGAGCUGUCAAUAAGCUGCUGGUGGAGAUGCUGAAGCAGCACAAAGCAAAGGCUGACGAAAUGGUCGAAGAGGUCGGCCAUCUAGAAAUCGGUGCGCCUGAGCAAAGAUCGGCACUGAUGAACAGAUGGAAGCAGGUUCGAAGCUUGGUAGGUGUGCAUAUAUCUAGCCUCGAAGAAGCAGAGGCCGAAUGA
This is a messenger RNA of Anthostomella pinea, 1128 nucleotides long. The record is from the annotation of a GenBank genome assembly. NCBI's taxonomy places the organism in Eukaryota, Fungi, Ascomycota, Sordariomycetes, Xylariales, Xylariaceae.